CUCCAGCACGGUCAUACUGAAUACAAAAAAUGCAAGAUGCAGGUUCAUAUUCGAAUUGGAAAACCACUUUGAUCGCGAAUUAGGAACUGAUUACCAGUCGCACGUGGCUUAAAAUAUUCUAAACGGCAGCGCGCUGGGAUAGAUCUCAAGUUUGGUGAUUAGCAGUGGGAUAAACCGCGCAAAGCAGCGCCAUGAGGAAGCGAAGCUCGCGUUGUAACUCUGACACUUUCAAGGAGGAGCAGAUGGACCACAACGGUGACGACAUCAGCCUGCUGCAGCGCCCGUUACGCACCGCCCACACGGGAUUCGAGGAGGCCCGUCGGGCCUAUGAGGAUGGCACCAGUGAGGUGCGCCAGCUUCUUAGUCUGGAGUGCAGCCUGAUCUACGAGUGCAAGGUGUGCCGCAACAUGUUUCGCAGCCUAGCAAAUUUCAUCAGCCACAAACGCGUCUUUUGCUGCGUCAGCGCUCGUUCCGCGAAUGGCAGUGGAUACACAGAUCAGAAUUCCACUAUGAUCAUACAAACGGGUGGUGGUCCAUCGCCGCAGGACAUCGAACAUAUGCUCCGCAGCAGAAGUACGGGAUGCUCCCCAGUUCCGCGCGACGUGCGUCCUUUACGAGGAGGAGGUGGCAGCAUAAGAGACCUAAGUGGUGUUAUUGAGCGUCUGCGACGAGAAAAGGCUCCAUCGCAGGCCAAGCGAAGCUCCUCAACGGUUCUGCAGCUGGAGUCUGUGCCCAACUCCAGCCAGGCCGUUUAUCAGACCAUCAAAGUGGACCAGGAUGACAGCAUAAGGACAGAACUUGACGAGGUGCAUCGCAUGCUUAAUCCAUCUGAAACCAUUGUGGGACCUGACGGCAAGGCCUUGGCAUCCGUUAAGCUAGAAAACAAUGGAGGCAGCGACUCUGGCGAAACCGGCGAGCAGUCCAUCAGCGAUGAAACGGAGACGAGUAUUUUCUGCGAGAUCUGCAAUCUGACUUUUCAGACGCACAAAACGCUUGAGGUGCACAUUCAGAAGCACCACUCAUCAUCGGCGUUUGUGUUCCAGUGUCCAGCCUGUUCGCUGACCUUUUUACAGGCCGCUGCUGUCAUUCGUCAUUUAUCGAAGGAUCACAAAAAACCAACUCGGCGCAUUCGAAUGAUGCGGAACACUAUCCUUAAGCGACGCAUUCAACAAGGAGAUGUUCAGCCAAAGGGCCCCUGCCGGGAGUUGAAGCGGCUACAGCUCUCCGACGACGUGGUGGGCUAUGAACCUGAGCCAUUAGAUGGCAGCGGUGAGCACCGUAAGAUCAUGUCUCUGUGUAUCUAUUGCGAAAAAUCAUUCGAGCGUCGCGCUGCCUUGUCAACACACCUGCUCAAUUGUCGGGCGAAGCAGGAGGCGCUGGCCAAGCCGGCUCCUUCCGUCAAAAAGCUGAAGAUGAAGAGCAAUGAUUCCGGUUUGGAUGCAGCUGAUGACGAUCCAACUACAUCCAUACGUAUGCCGAAAACUGAACCUAUCAAAACCGAGGAAAUUACACUGAAUGAGAUGUUCGCUGAUCUACCAGAGCCGAACGACUCAUUUGCACCUGGUCUGCACACAGUGUCAUUGGAUCAGCUCAAUUUGGGCAAUGUAAGUGACUCUGCUAGUGAUGAGGCCUCUAACACUGAUGACGAGCACGAGCUUACAUUAGGUGCCGAACCCGAAUCCACUGCCGAUAUCAAGGGUAAGGCCAAAAAAAAGCGUAACGUCCCAGUUGAGAAGCAGCUGCGAUGUCGCUGUAAAAUCUGCCACAAGCAGUUCAAUGCCCUCGGAAAUUUACGUCGUCACAUAUCCAUGUUCCAUUACCGCGCACGCCGUUUUGGCUGUAAUCUUUGUGAAUAUCGCGCAUUUAGGCGCUACGAUAUUGUAAAUCAUUUGGGAUUUACUCAUAAGAUAGAAGGAGACCGAGACCAGCUAACGGAGCAAUAUGUGUCCACCCACGAGUGCGAGUACUCUCGAGACGAUGUUGACGGAGAUAUCAUUUUGCUGGAUAGGGAGGAGGAGCAGCUUACAGUGACGGAGAAGGAUGCCAAACCCCCUAUUAAAACAUAUGAAAGGCGCUUGAAGCGUCUUAAAACCGUAACAGAAUCUGUUGGUGAAGUGCAACCGAAAUCACCAACAGCGGCGGUUAAAGAAGAACCCGGUCAGGAGCCGCUGGAGAGCACUCCGACGUCCAGCAAGAAGCGCCGCAAAUCUCGGACCCAAAUCUCACCAGAAUCUGGAGAACAUUCCCAAGAUAAGCGUCCUAUUCGUAAGCGCGUUAAGGCGGUCAACAAGGACUUUGUCUACGAUUUGGUUAGUUUCAAACCAGAUGGAUCAGGCCAGCAACCUCCUGGAGCGCAGGCCGUAGAAUCCAUGCGGGCCAAGCUGCGUCGUCCGGCGACGUCGGUAAGCAAUGAUGAAAGUAAGCACAAACAGUGCGAAGCCUACAUUACGGAAGAGAAGAAGCCUCUUGUGUUGGGCAUCACACGACGAAUCAUGCUGGAACUCGUGAGCCAGGGUCUGGCGGUGUCUGCUACUUUACCGGAAUUGCCCUCGGAGCGACCCCAGAUACGACCUCGUCUUAUUUCGCACUCACGCAGCGAUAGCGGUUCGCAGCAAAAGCAAAAUAUUGUAGAAACUACAGUGGAUCCUGCUCCGGAAACUGAGAGUUUCAUCGAGAAGAUUGCGAAGCGAACAGCAGCUGCUGGCAAGGAUAACGCUGUCAUCAGCAACCUGUGGAACAAGGUCAACACUGCGAUUGCCCAGCAGAAGAAGGAACAGGAGCCGAUUCAUGAGACUCAGCCAGAAAAAAAGUCGGAAACAGUAAAAUCAAAGAGCCCUCUGCCAACGUCACCGUCGCCGUCGCCGCCCAGCAUAUGCGAAGACAUCGUGCCCGAAACGCUGGCAACCACUGGUAUGGAUUGCCUGCGCGGAAAGGGCAGUCAAGCGGGAGCUUCGACAAUGUUUCCGGCCCUGCCCAAGCCGCCAUCCGUUCUGCAGGCGGCUGCCAAUGGGACGAUACAGUUCACCCUGGACAGUCUCCUGCGAGCCGCUCUGCAGAACUAAACGGAACCGGAAAUGGAAGCCACCGCCACCAUCAUCGUUGCAACUUUUACAGCGUUUAUUGUCUGUCCUACUGGUUUUUUCCUCAAACUUUCAGCUGGUCGCUUUGGCAUCAACCGUUUUGAAUGUAAUUCACUAGUGUCCUUAUUGUAAAACCAACUAAAUAAGAAACAGAAUCCCUUGAAGAUAAAUACGCUUCGAGUAUUACGCGGUAAAAACCACCAAAAGGACUUGAAAAACGUAGCAUAAUUUUUGGCUAUUAGCGAAUGUUUGUUGUUUGUGUGAAAAAGUACAGAUUUUUUAAAAUGUUAUAGUUAAUACUGUGUAUGUACCUAAUAUUUUAAUCCCGUAAUAAGUAAGUCACGCAAGUGUGUACGGUUGUUGUCAGUGUAUGCGUCAGAUUGCCUUGUACACUCGAAUCAGUUUGUACAUUUCAUUAAAAUCGGGCCAAUCCUGGUUAACCCAUACUUUUAAGUAUUAAGGUGGACCGAUUUAAACAGUUUAUGUAACUAUUUUUCAUAUAAAAUACGUAUAAUCUUGUGUACUGACGAUAGAGCUUUUUUUUGCUUAUUAAACUUAAAUGUUUAAUUUAUUCUUAUUUGUUGCACUUUUAUUUGUACGUUCGACUUUUUGCACUUGUAGAAGAGCCACAGGUCGCUUCUAAAGCAUACCAUAGAAUUACUCUUUUCGACUAAGUCGGUACACUUUAAUUCGAUCUCGGAUAAUGAAAGAGCUUUGGAUAUUUAGCUUGUUGACGCAUCAUCUUACCAUCUAUUAUUCAUCUAUCGGCCCCCCACCUAAUUAGCAUUAUUAUAUUCAGGAACAUCACAGAUGCGGAGUCGAGAACACGACGACUUCUGCAUGAUGUGGCAUAAAUUUGUUACACAAAAUGUUUUAUGGCAACUAGCCGAAAGUCAGAAGAAAGUUGAACAAGGCAGUCUGCUCUACACACACAGCCCAGAUACAUGUUUAUAUAUAUUUUAUACAUAAGACACGUCGACUUGGCAAGUAAGUAAGGAGAAAAUCACUCGCAGACUUUGGGCGUUGUCCUGAUCUAGACGAGUGGUUCAAUGUAUUUAUAUAUCAUUGUAAUGUACAACGUAGAGCCUUAAAUCAAAUCACCAAAUGAUAAUAAAUCCUACGAUAAUCACUAACAAAAUUUGCUGGCACUGUGAACCGAUACCAGAAAGGGGAAACAACAAGUGCCCAAUUUCCGACGCCCGCACCUGUUCGUCCUGUUUUGCGCCAGGACUGGCGGGCUGAAGCUCCAGCUGGAUGGAGGAGCACCCGUGAAGGAAAACAGGUCAACAGGCAGCUGUGCUCCUACUGCCGUUACUGCCGUUACUGCGGACACCCGACAAUUGAAAUUGUGUCACGGCCAGGAGUAUGGGCGUGGACAUGCGGAUUUGGGCAGGGAGUUGGGUUGAAUAGGGUUUGCAGUGAUGAAAACCCGAAACUGGGCCACACUUUAAAGCUAAGCGUAUCUGUGUAUCUGGAAAAUAGAGAGGCAUGGAGCGUGAGAGAGCGAGCUUGCGAGGCGCGACUGUUUGUAAUUGGAAACCGAAAGUGAAAACGCCCAGGCCUUGAAAUCCUCGACAGGAGCCGCACAGAUACGAAUUCCAAAUUUAUUUAUCAGGGGGUAACAGCGCUUCAGGCUAUGCAAAUUCAAUUUUUUAAUUCUUAUUUACUUACUGCGAAGGUAAACAGGAUUCUGUGCAAUAUAUAUUCAAAAAACCAUUUAA
Molecule: messenger RNA, 4801 nt
Organism: Drosophila santomea
Lineage: Eukaryota; Metazoa; Arthropoda; Insecta; Diptera; Drosophilidae
Product: zinc finger protein 800
Exons: 5
Coding region: 192-3062 (956 amino acids)
Source: RefSeq, a predicted model, not a curated record